Messenger RNA from Thecamonas trahens ATCC 50062, 1854 nucleotides. RefSeq names its product LRRC48 protein. Bases 13 to 1689 code for a protein of 558 amino acids. The record is from RefSeq and is a predicted model, not a curated record. The transcript is spliced from 2 exons. NCBI's taxonomy places the organism in Eukaryota, Apusomonadida, Apusomonadidae. Gene Ontology annotation, molecular function: protein binding.
CGACGAGGGACCAUGUCUGGCUUGGGCGGAUUCCAGCAGCUGAAGGACACUACGCCUGUGGUGCUCGACCCUGGUAUUCUGGGCAAGUUGUGGGGCAUUGCGCCUACCAUUGACGUGACCAAGGCGACCCAAAAUGAGAUCGCGAGAAACUUGUCGGAGCAGAUUGCAGAGCGAAUCCACAAGACGACGUCGCUGCAGAUCAACGCCAACGUCAAGAUCAUCGACAACUUGUGGGGAUUUGACAAGUUGACCGAGCUCAAGCUGGACAACAACUGCGUCGAGAAGAUCGAGAACAUUGAUCAUCUGGUGACGCUGACGUCGCUGGACCUCUCGUUUAACGCCAUUGAGACGCUCGAGGGCCUCGCGCCGCUGACCAACCUCACCGACCUCAACGUGUCGUCCAACAAGAUCUCCAAGCUCGAGGGCUUGGAGACGCUGUCCAAGUUGGAAAUCCUCAUGCUCGGGCACAACAACAUCGGGGCGCCAGCGAGCGGGGCCGAGGUCGACCCCAAGGCGCAGAUUCGCGAGCUCAAGUACCUGCGGCAGUUCCGCGAGCUGCAGAUGCUGACGCUCGAGGCCAAUCCGGUGGCGGAGAACCUCGACUGCGAAAAGUAUGUCAUCUCGCACUGCGAGAGCCUUAUGUACUACAACUUUCGGCUGGUGGACGACAACAUGCGCAAGCUCGCCGCCGAACGGUUCAACGACGACGUGGUCCUCAUCCGCGCCGAGGAGGCCGAGGCCGAGGCCGCGGCGGCGUCGGCGGCGGCGAGCCAGGCCAAGCUCGACGAGCUCAAGGCCGCGAACUUGCUCGGCUUCCACGGCCUCUUUGAGGCCAUGUUCCACGAGGACCCGGACUUUCCCAAGUGGUCGACGAUGCCGGGCCUCGACGCGCCGCUCGACAAGUACCGCGAGUCGUUUGCGGCCAUGACUGGUCCGUUCAAGGCCGCCAUGCUCGCCAUGCAUGCCCAGAUCCAGGAGCAGGUUGCCACGUUCUACGCCGAGAUGGCAAGCGCACGUGAGGCUGUCGAGGCCGAGGCCAUAGACGACAUUGCCGCCUUUGACGAGUGGCGACGCGGCGCGCUGUACCCGAAUCUCAACGCGCUCCUGCAGCAGGCUGCAAGCAACGAGUCGAUGGUCGACCUCUUUGACGACGAGCUGGAGCACAAGCUCCUACCGGCUAUCCAGGCGCUCGAGGACAAGCUGAUGGAGAUGGAGAUCUUCCAGGUCGAGCAGUUUGACGACGCCGUGGUCAAGUUUGAGCGGGUCAUCAACGACAUCACCUCCAACUACUCGUCCGACGUCAUCUCGUACGUCAUCGCCCUUCGCGACAUGGAGACUGAGUUCUCGUCCAUGUCGCUCAAGCUCGGCGAGCUCCUGCUCGAGCAGUUCCACGACGGCUCGCUCGAGGACGACAUCCCGCAGUCGCUCGGCCUCCUGCUGAACGACAAGGAGGCCUUUGUCAACAUGAUCUCGGCCUCGCACGACUUUCGUCUCGACAAGAUCAAUGCUAAGGAUGACGAGUUUACUCUCCGUAACCAGCAGGACGUCGACGCCAUUCUCGACAAGAUCCGCCACGAGCUCCGCGUCCGCAACCGCAACCGGGUCCAGGAGAUUGCCCAGCUCACCGAUCAGUACCGGGCCGAAAAGGUCAAGAUCGCCCGCGACGGCCUGCCGCAGAGCAUGCUAUAACGACAGUGUUGCAGGUAGUGGCCAUGUUGCGGUAAUUGAGUACACCGAGCGAGUGAGCAAGCGUGUUGAGCGUAAUUGCUGCUGGCGUCAUCGGCGGCAUCGGCAAAACGUGGUGACGGUGGAUGACGCCAUACGCAACCAUAAAACCAACGUUGAAGUUAUUAA